AUGUGCCCCCAAAGACGUCCCCCCGGGGCCCCGGCGUCCGGCGAGGGGCGGCGCCGGGUCCGGGAGAGCGACGGGAGCCGCCUGAGCACGGACCUGGGGGGCGGCAGCCUGGCCAUCGACACGCUGCCCCCCAACGGCACCCGCGUCGUGGUGGCGCCGCUCAUGGCCAACUUCAACCCCAGCUACUCGCGCAACUCCACCGUGCAGUACUGGGACAACGGGACGGUUUUCGUGGUGCAGUGGGACAAGGUCUAUCUGCAGGGCAAGGAGGACGUGGGCAGCUUCACCUUCCAGGCCGCCCUGCACCGCACCGGGAGGAUCGUGUUCGGUUACAAGGAGAUCCCCGUGCCGGUGCUGCGGAUCAGCGCCACGCAGCACCCCGUCAAGGCCGGCCUCUCCGACGCCUUCAUGAUCCUCAACCCGGCUCCCGACGUGCCCGAGUCGCGCCGCCGGACCAUCUACGAGUACCACCGCGUGGAGCUGGACACCAGCAAGAUCAGCAGCCUGGCGGCCGUGGAGUUCACCCCCCUGCCCACCUGUCUGCAGCACCAGAGCUGCGAAACGUGCGAGAGCUCCGAGCUGACCUUCAACUGCAGCUGGUGCCACGUCCUGCAGAGAUGUUCCAGUGGGUUUGACCGGUACCGUGAGGAGUGGCUGUCCUACGGCUGUGGCCAGAGGUCGGAUGAGAAGACGUGUGAGGAUUUAGCAGAAGAUGACCGCUACUCGGCACCGCCUGACAGCUCUUUCUCGCCGUUCAGCGAGGAUGUCACCACCUCCACGUCCUCGCUUUUCAUCAGCAGCCUCACCACAGAAGAUGAUACAAAGCUCAAUCAGUAUGCAGGAGGUGAUGGUACGGGAAGCAGCCUUCCCUCAAAGAAGGCAGGAACCCCCAUCCACACAGGUACUAUUGUGGGGAUCGUGCUGGCCGUGUUGCUCAUUGCCGCUAUUAUCCUUGCUGGAAUUUAUAUCAACAGCCAUCCCACGUCAAAUGCUGCCCUGUUCUUCAUUGAGCGAAGGCCACAUCACUGGCCUGCCAUGAAAUUCCGAAAUCAUACCAACCAUGCAACGUACUCCGAGGUGGAGGCCGGCAGCCACGAGAAGGAGGGCUUCGUGGAGGCCGAACAGUGCUGAGCGCCUCCUCCCUGCGUCCUUAAUGUCCCACGUCCCAAGCGUUGGAGUCUUCUGCUGUUCUAUUGCAAAGUCUUUCCCCCGUUGGAAAAGAAACAGCAACUAGAAGAAAAAGACCCACCGGAGCAUUGAAAAGAAUGAGUCGGGGCAAUGCGAGGAUGUCACUUGCCUGGAUUCCUCAGGAGACAGCAGAGCCUGAAGCAAAGGCAGCGAGUUGCGACAUCGGAUUCUGCCUGGAAUCUAGCACCAAAGCACUG
Messenger RNA from Tinamus guttatus (white-throated tinamou), 1385 nucleotides. Lineage: Eukaryota; Metazoa; Chordata; Aves; Tinamiformes; Tinamidae. The record is from RefSeq and is a predicted model, not a curated record.